AUGCUUACAGGUUCAACCACUAGGAGUUUCUUGGAACUUAAAGCUGCGAACUUCCCCAAAAGACCAGUUCUAGGGUUCAGAGGAAAUAGGCUUCAAAUUUCUGGUGCAAGAUUCUGUCUGAAGAACAAAGUUUCCUGCAAACUUACUGAGUUAAGAAAUGAUUUGAGCUCAUCAAAGGAACUUGAAAAGAUUAAACCCUUGGUUAAGAUGUGCGGCAUUACAUCAGCUAAAGAUGCUGCAAUGGCGGCCGAAGCUGGUGCAAACUUUAUUGGAAUGAUCGUGUGGCCAAACUCAAAACGUUCUGUUUCACUUUCUGUUGCAAAGGAGAUAUCAAAAGUUGCAAGAGAUUAUGGGGCAGAGCCAGUUGGAGUAUUUGUGGAUGAUGAUGCAGAAACAAUACUAAGAGCUUCCGCUGCAUCAAAUCUUGAGUUUGUGCAGCUUCAUGGAUCUGGUUCGCGGGCAGCUUUCUCAUCUUUAAUUCAGGAAAAUCGGGUAAUUUAUGUUCUCCAUGCAAAUGGGGAUGGGAGUCUUUUAAACACAAUUCCUGAUGAAGAGGGUUCUCUUGUUGAUUGGGUUCUGGUAGAUAGUACAAAGGGUGGCAGUGGCGAAGCAUUCGAUUGGGCCCAGUUUAAAUUACCAAAAAUUAGAAGCAAAUAUGGUUGGCUAUUAGCAGGAGGAAUCAAUCCUCAGAACGUCGGUGAGGCUCUGUCUAGUCUCAAACCCCAAGGGGUGGAUGUCAGUAGCGGCAUAUGUGCAUCAGAUGGCAUCCAGAAGGAUCAAUCAAGAAUAACUUCCUUCAUGGAUGCAGUACAUUCUGUUCAGUAUUGA
This is a messenger RNA of Lathyrus sativus (Indian pea), 828 nucleotides long. The record is from the annotation of a GenBank genome assembly. Lineage: Eukaryota; Viridiplantae; Streptophyta; Magnoliopsida; Fabales; Fabaceae.